Molecule: messenger RNA, 1588 nt
Organism: Anarrhichthys ocellatus (wolf-eel)
Lineage: Eukaryota; Metazoa; Chordata; Actinopteri; Perciformes; Anarhichadidae
Product: muscarinic acetylcholine receptor M4-like
Exons: 2
Coding region: 173-1471 (432 amino acids)
Biological process (GO): G protein-coupled receptor signaling pathway, coupled to cyclic nucleotide second messenger; chemical synaptic transmission; adenylate cyclase-inhibiting G protein-coupled acetylcholine receptor signaling pathway
Cellular component (GO): dendrite; plasma membrane; synapse
Molecular function (GO): G protein-coupled serotonin receptor activity; G protein-coupled acetylcholine receptor activity
Source: RefSeq, a predicted model, not a curated record
UCUCUCUCUGUGUGUCUCUCUCUCUCUGUGUGUCUCUCUCUCUCUCUGAGAGAAGGAAACGAUAUAAACUGCUGUCGACUGACGGAGCUGAGGAGACAUCAGGUCUAAGAUCAGGUCUAAGAUCGGGUCUAAGAUCAGGUCUAAGAUCAGCAGGUCCAGAGUCUCUGGGAACAUGGGAGGAGCACCUGAACCCAACCUCAACACCACCUCCCUUUGGCUCCGCCCCUGCGUCAACGCCUCCUGUCGGUCUCCGGUCGGAGGGGCGUGUCCCUACGGCACGGCUCGGCUGGUCCUCAUCGCCGCGCUAACCGCCUCCCUCAGCGUCGUCGCAGUGAUGGGCAACACUCUGGUAAUCCUGUCCAUCAAGGUGAACCGCCGCCUGCGCACCGUCAACAACUACUUCCUGCUGAGCCUGGCGGUGGCCGACCUGAUCGUGGGCCUGCUCUCCAUGAACCUGUACUCGCUCUACCUGCUGCGGGGCCGCUGGCCCCUGGGGGCCGCCGCCUGCGACAUGUGGCUGGUGGUGGACUACGUGGUGAGCGGCGCCUCCGUCAUGAACCUGCUGAUCAUCAGCUUGGACCGGUACUUCUGCAUGACGCAGCCACUCAGCUACCCGGCGUGGCGGACGGGCGGCAUGGCCGGUCUGAUGAUCGGCGCCGCCUGGCUGCUGUCCUUCGUGCUCUGGGCGCCGGCCAUCCUCUGCUGGCAGACGCUCGGAGGGAAGCGCGUCGUGCCCGACGGCGAGUGUCACACUCAGCUCCUCGCCAGCCCCGCCGUCACUUUGGGCACAACGCUUCCUUCCUUCUACCUGCCGGCGUUCGUCAUGGUCGGCCUCUACGGCCGGCUGUCCGCCGCCAGCCGCGGCCGACUGAGCGCGCUCCGGUGGGAGCAGGGAACGCUCAGAGCGUCGAAUCCGUCCGUCAAAGACUUCCUCUUGAAACAACGGAGCUUGGUGACCAGCGACCCGGUCUCAGACGUGUCUCUGAACCAAUCGGAGUCUGGCACUCCAAAGAACCGGAAGAACCGGAAGGUGUCCGUAAGUGCGGGCGACGCCUUGGAGCCUCAGCGGCGUCACGCUCGGACCUCCGCCGGGGACGAGGACUACAAGAUCGACACCGACUCCUCGUCCAACGCCGACCUCCACAGGACGGCGUCGGCGGCCUUCUCCUCCUGUCCGAGCUUCAGGUCUCAGGAGAGACGGAGGCGUCGAGUGAUGGCGAGAGAGAGGAGGGUCACCAAGACCAUCCUGGCCAUCCUGCUGGCCUUCAUCCUCACCUGGAUGCCGUACAACAUCAUGGCCGUCGUGGCGGCCUUCUGUCACGUGUGCGUGCCGGGUGUCCUGUGGAGCGCCGGCUACUGGCUCUGCUACGUCAACAGCGCCAUCAACCCCGGCUGCUACGCCCUUUGCAACGUCACGUUCAGGAAGACCUUCUGUAGCCUCCUGCGCUGCCAGAGCAGGAAGCUGCGGUGAGACUUAGAGGACGUUGAUUUGGUGUCCACUGGUCGACUCAGUAUUUGGGGCGAUUGUGGCUAAGUGGAUAGCAGGGCCGUCUUUCAAUCAGAGGGUCGGCGGUUCGAACUCCGGCUC